Messenger RNA from Pristis pectinata (smalltooth sawfish), 8926 nucleotides. RefSeq names its product interferon-induced protein with tetratricopeptide repeats 5-like. Gene Ontology annotation, biological process: defense response to virus. The coding region runs from base 155 to 1630 and encodes 491 amino acids. Gene Ontology annotation, cellular component: cytosol. Lineage: Eukaryota; Metazoa; Chordata; Chondrichthyes; Rhinopristiformes; Pristidae. Gene Ontology annotation, molecular function: protein binding. The transcript has 2 exons. The record is from RefSeq and is a predicted model, not a curated record.
CUUAGUUUCACUUUCAAGAUUUCACUUCCUUCAACAUUAAGGAAACGACUGACGAGUAAAUGAGCUGGAAAAUAUAAAGUUUUGAAUAGCUUCUCGAUCAACUCUGAAGCUGAAGUUGUAAAGGAGUUUAAGGUGGUUCCAUUCAAUCAAGAAAAUGAGCAACACACCAAAAGAUCUGUUGAAAGAAAAGCUCGAUCAGCUUCAGUGUCACUUCACGUGGGGCCCACAGAAGGAAACCAUUGACUUGGAUGAUAUAAUGUACAGAUUGCAAGAUUCUAUAAGUCUGCGUUUGAAGUACGAAGCUAGGUCCUACAACCAACUCGCUUUUGUAAACUGUCUGCAAAGCAACUAUGAAGAAGCAAUUCAAAACUUGAAGGAAGCUGAAAAGAUUCUGAGGGAGAACCACAAAGAUGAAUUUGAAAGAAGAAGCAUCAUCACCUAUGGAAACUUUGCCUGGGUGCAUUACCACAUGGGACAACUGGCCGAGGCCCAGUCCUACCUCGAAAGGCUGGAGAUGAUUUGUAAACCGCUCACUGACGGCCCUCACUAUACAGCAAUGAUACCUGAAGUGUACGGGGAGAAGGGAUGGUCUUUGUUAAGAUCUGCAGCUCAGUAUUAUGAGGAGGCAAAAGAAUGUUUUGAGAAGGCUCUUGAGAAAGAUCCUGAUAAUGUGGAAUGGAUCAUGGGUUAUGCCACUGUACUGUUUCGCCUGGAAGCAUUUUCUGGAACCCCAGAGAAUCGUGAACGGAGUCAGUCCGUGAAGCAUCUGCGUCGGGUGCUGGAACUUGAUCCAGAUGAUGCUAUGGCCAUGGUGCUGUUGGCCCUAAAACUGCAAGACUUCAAGCAAAAGAAGGAAGCAAAUGAAUUAAUUGAACAAGCAUUGCAGAAAGCCCCUGAUUAUCCAAAAGUGCUUCGCAAUGCUGCAAAAUUUUACAGAAAAGAACGAGCUGUAUUUAAAGCAAUUGAGUUGUUGAAUAAAGCAAUAGAAAUCACUCCACAUUCUAGCAUCCUACACGAUCAACUAGGUAUGUGUUACAGAAUCAAGCUAAUUAAACUGAUCAAAAAUCCACUAAGCAAUGAUCCUGAAUAUCCUGAAUUUCAACAGAAAAUGGAGUUGUUCGAUCAAUGCAAGUAUCACUUUGGAAAGGCAUUUGAGCACCGUCCAAGAUCAGCUAUUAAAUCACAACUGGAUUUUGCAGACAUUUGUGUGAGAAAUGGAGAGUAUUCCAAAGCAAAUGAGAUCUACAAUAAUCUGGAGAAAUUAGAUGAUACUCGUCCAGAAAAUAUGCAGAGAAUAUGUUUACAGUUUGGCUUAUUUGAAUUGUUCCAGAAAAAGUCUGAAUCCAAUGCCAUCAGCAAAUUCCUGAAAGGACUGAAUAUUGAAUAUGACUCAAAAGAACGGAAAAUGUGUCACAAAAAUUUGGAGAAGUGGGCAGACAGGAAACUUUGCAGGAAUCCACAUGACAGCAAGGCCCUUGGUGUCAAAGGGUUACUGUAUAAGCUGGAUGGGAACAAGCCUGAAGCUAUUGAAUGCUUUGAGAAGGCCUUGGCAUUUGAUCCAGGAAAUGAGGAAUAUCUGAGUGCUCUUUGUGAAUUACGUCUUUCCAUUGAGGACCAUAACGAUGCUUAAAAGAUCCAUUGGUUCCAUCUGAUGCAAGGACAGGUUUAGUUGUGUGCUUGUUUCAGUAAUUAUAUGGCAUCUUCUUAAAGUAAGAAUUUUACUCACGAGUAAUUUUCAAGUAAUGACAUUGACAGAAUUAAACCCAGUCACUGUGCUUCAUUCAAGGAAUGACACGAAUAGCACACUAAGCAAAUAGAAUUUGGUUGUGUGUCUUCUGACCUUUCACUUACUGCAUUAAAAAACAGAGGUGGGUCUUGGGGAGAUGGGUCAAAUGGAGCCAAAUGGAGCAAGAUUCUAAGAAUCCUGUCGUCUCCACUUCACAAAUGCUAACGUGUUAAUCAUUAGUCGUAUUUUACUUUUCAAUUUGUUUCUUGCAUCUUGUUUAAAAAAAACUGCAACUUCUGAAGGAAUGAUUUUCAGAAGAUAAUUGAAUGUCCAAGACCCUCGUAAAAUGCCCUCCAUAGGUAAGUCUGGGAAUUAAGGCUUCAAAGUAAAGAUUAUGUCUGCCUUGACCAAGUCAUAUGAAUGCUGGCAAUACAUUCUUAGCAGCAUGGGUCCAGCAUGCUGGGUUUGGAGUGGAAGUAAAGUGGCAAGUGGGUUGUAGGGGAUGAAUUCAAAAUGAAUGGACAAAGAAGGGAUAUGAAGUUUACAGUCUCAGGCAGAGGAGUUAAUGUUCAAGGACAAUGUGUCUCAAUGUCUCUAAUCCACCUUUGCAAUGCAAAUGGAUUCAUAAUGGAACCGGAAGUGAAAAGUAAUUGAUGUAAGGGUUAUGCAUUUGAUCAGAGUGCCUAGGUUGUAGAAGUGAUGUCCACUUGCCAUGCCUGUAAUUGGACAGUGCAAAUUGAGUGCACAUUUGAGAUUAUAUAAACUAUUGUCACAUAGAUUUUGUAGCACAAAUAUGAGAAGGGAGUUCCAGAAAGGGUAAAUGUAGAGGUUUUGGCCAGGGGUUUGGACCAUCCAACCAAUAUAGCAAAGAGAGAGAGAAGGGGCAGGCUCGAGGAGGAUCUCAUGCAAUACAGACCAAAGUGCUUGGGGCAUAAAUGCUGGCAUAGUUGUCUGGAGCUUUUUACCUCUAUCUGGGGUAGAACAGGCAAUACAUCACAUGCUGUGCACUGCUAAUCAAAGCCAUAUUCCAAUGAUGCUUGCCUUGAAUAAAAUUACUAGAAACAUAAUGGGUCAAUGUCAAAGAUCUUUAGAUUUCGAAGUGAAAAGAUAAUGGCCUUGGAGGUAACAUUAGAACCAAUUGAAUCACUGGGUAGAGUCACAAUAAUUUUACAUGAAUUAUAGCAACAAAUGGUAAAUCAAUAAUACAAACUUCAAGGAGCUAGAUUUCAAAUCCAGGUGCAUUCUAAUUCAUUGAAUGAUGAGGAAAUUUGGAAAUACAGCCUUUACCAUAAAUAUUGGGCCCUGGGACUUCAAGUAUCAAGCCUCAUUAUCACACAUUCUCUCAAAUCAGUUGGGCAUUGAAGGAGGAUUGAUGAGGAUAUUGCAGGAUGGAAGAGGGAGAUGUGGGGACAGGAGCAGAUAAACGAAUAGCCCAAGGGGCCCAGAGCAGGGAAAAACGUGUGGAUUUGCUAACCAUGUGGUCUUGUGCCGAGGGCAACAGGAUCUGUAUGGUGCAGAAUGCUAUUUUUUUCCCCCACAAAACCUAUUGAGACUUGGGAGUGUAAUUGGGAAUUUCCAAAAGGUUCUCUGCUAUGAUGUUUAUUCUGUGGUGGGAGAUCAAAAACUGAUUGGGAAACUGCAGUGCAGGACACCAUUGUUCCACCUGCAAACACAUCCCAGAGUUUACAUUCACCUGUUAUCUGUCACUUUAAUCCUCCAUCUCACUCCCACUCUGAUCAGAAGCUAAUGAAGCUCAACCGCAGCAUCAGUAAAACUACCUCACUUCUGACUAUGUGUAGGGCAGUCUUCACAACUCAGCAACAAGAUCAACAGUUCAUCAGAUGAUCAGCAUUUCUGCAAUUUUUUUUAUUUUCCAGCAUUCCUUUCACGUUACUUCAAGAAUUUCAAGCCUGGUCCAACACUGGUAUUCUGUCCUUCAGUGAAGCAGCCAGGGAUGUCACCGUGUAAUUCAGAAGUACAUAGUGACCUGGGGGAGUUGUAGAGGAUGAAGCUGUAGACCAGAAAUCGGAUUCCAUGCCUUUCCACUGGCCACAGGGUCCCAAUGGCCCUCGUAAUGUUAAUCGAGAUAAGGGAUACAGAGACAGAGAGGGCUUUCAGAAGGGGACAAAAUUGAACUGGAACCAGACACCACGUCAAGCCUGGACAAAUCUUCUCAACCCAAGUCGAGCUCCAGGUCUUAGUCUUAGACCAGACUAUCUUCAGUUUUAGACCCACUGGUGCCCAGAAUUAUCACCAUAGUAUGAAUAUAGUACUGCUGGGCACAUUCUGUCACAGUAUAACAUUGGAAUACUGGUGGGCACAGGUCAGUUGCACAUGAGAGUGGAGUACAGCAGUGGUGGGCACAGGUCUGUCUCCAUAAUACAUGGGAGUACUGGGCCCGGCACAUAGAUGCAGUCACAAGGGAGGCACACCAGCGUUUUUACCUUCUUAGGAGGUUAAGGUGGUUCAGAUUGUCAUUGAAUACUCUAACAAACUUCUACAGCUGUACUGUUGAAAGCAUCCUGACUGGUUGCAUCAUGUUCUGAUAAGGCAAUUCAAAUGCACAGGAACAUAAGAAGCUGCAGAGCGUAGUUGAUUCAGCCCACAACAUCAUGAGCACACCUCUCCCCACCAUUAGUAGUAUCUAUACUGCCUCAAGAAGACAACAUCCAUCAUCAAAGAUCCUCAUCAUCUGGACCAUGCCGAUUUCUCACAGCUACCAUCAGGCAGGAACCUGAAGUCCCACACCACAGGCUCAAGAUCAGCUAUUUCCUUUCAGCUAUUCUGUUCUUGAACCAACCAGCACAACCCUAAUCACUACAGUUUAGCAAACUAUGACCACUUUGAUCACUUUGCUCUAAAAUGGACAUAUUUUUUGUUUUAAUUGUGUUCUUUCUUGUAAAGAUUGCAUAUAAUUUGUGCUUAAUUUAUGUUUUUCUUGUGAAUGCUGCAUGACUUCAAUCAAAAGGAGAAAGCAAACAAAUUGGUAGAACAGGCAUCGAAGAAAACUCUAAUCUUCAUUAUGUGUUUCAUUCUGCAGUGAAAUUUUACAGAAUAGGAGCUGUGGAGAAAGUUAUUAAACUGUUGAAGGAAGCAGUAAGUAACUCUACACUGCAUCAUCGUACACCUACAAAUGGGUAUGUGUUACAGACUCAACUAACUUAACUGAACAACAAUCCUUGCAGCAAAAACACUUGCAAUCUUGAAUUUUGGCAGAAAAUGUAUCACUUUGAAAUGGCCUCUGAGCACUGUCCAAGGUCAACUGAGAAACCAGAAUUGGAGUUAGCAGCCAAGUGUGUGAUAAAUGGAGAGUAUUCCAAAGCAAAGGCCAUCUGGUGAAGUUAGUGGGCAUUCGUCCAGAAAAUAUGUUUAUUUGAAUUGCAACAGAAAAUCUCUGAAUCAACUGCCAUCAGCCUGCUCCAGAAAGGACUGAAGUUUGCAAAUGACUCAAAUGAACAGAAAAUGUGUCAUGAAAAAUUGGAGAAAUGGGCAGAAGGCAACUUUUCAGGAAGCCACGUGACAGCAAGGCCCUUGGUGUCAAAGGAUUGCUGUAUGAGCUGGAUGGGAACGAGCCUAAAUAAGUCUGAAUAUUUUGAGAAGGCUUUGGAGUUUGAUCGUGGCAAUGAAAAAUAACUGAGUACCCUUUGGGCUUUAUACCUUUCCACCGAGGGCCAAAGUGAUGUUUGAAAGCUGCAUUGCUUCUGUCUGAUCAGAGACAGGUUUGGUGGGGUGCUUAUUACACUUAUUAGAUUCAGUGAGCAACUUCUUCAAAUGAAGGUAUUACAGCUGAGUUAUUCACAAGAUUAGUUUCAGAAAACACAUCUGUCUCAAAACCCCAGAUUACAGCCCUAAUCCUUCAUACCCAUGCAGGAGACAGGAAGAAGGCAGGUCAUUGCUGAAUUCUGCUGCUGAACAUUGUGAGGAAGCAAGGGAAUGUUUUGAGAAGGCUCUGGAUAACACAAAAUGAAUCUUGGGCUAUGCAACUGCUCUGUCUCAUCUGGAAUCAAUUUCUGGCACCCUUCUCCAAAUUCUUCCAAAUCCAGGGCCAGAUUACAUUAAAUUUCACUGAUGCAGUUAAAGUACUUGAUAAGGUUGGCAGAGAGGUCCCACAUACUCUAUUAGAGAAUACAUAACAAUGGGCAAUAGUCUUAAAUUUAGAGCUCUCCUAUUCAGGGAUGAUGUUGUUUGCCACACUUGUGCUCAAAGGGUGAGGGAAACAUACAACCACACAACUGUCUGUACAGGGUGCAGCCCCUGAAGUGUGUGCAGUCCCUGGGCUCAGCAGGUCAGGGCCCUCCGUCGGUUUGGGAGUCAGUCCAGUGGCAACACCGAAGUUCUGAGAUGCCGGCAUCUGAUCUCCAGCUGGUCUCUGAUGUCCGUGCAGCAAUGUACAGGCGCGGCAGGGCCGAGACCAGCUGGAGAUAGAGCCGUGAGCACCAUCCUGAUCAUUCAGUUUCUGGGCACCAAUAUCUCACUGCCAGGGGCAUGCUCCAGCUCGAAUGUGCCCACAAUUGUUUCUUCUGUUAGUAUUGGACAACAGCAGCCCUAAUUUUAACGUGCAAUAUGGGUCAAAUGGGUAGAACCAGAGAUGGCGAGAAACCCCGAUUUCCUCAUUAGGCUUUGAUUAUGAUUCAGUUAUUCAAGCGUUGGGGGAGAGACAGGACUCGUGACUUGUAAUUCCUCCUCCAAUGUUGCCACCUCUUAUAAAUGACUGAGGUUUGGGCUCCUAUUUAAUUGAUUCAACCUGAUACCAUUUUGGUAUUAGGCAAUCUAAUAUUAUUCUUCACACACGGGACACGGUACAUUUAGUAUUGAGUGAUGAUUCAGAGGAGAAUUGCCAGCAAAAUUGCACAUGGUUUGACCUCACUGAGUGUCCCGUGUGGUUGCUGCUCCUGGGUCUGUGAGAAAAGGUGAGACCGCACCGCUCCAUUUCCCAGUCUCCCAUCUCAUGGUUUCCCCAUUCAUUAGUCACCGUUGCCCUGAUACCCCACUCUUCAUUCUCCCUGCUUCUGAUCUUCCAUUUCCCUAUUACCUGGUCCAGAUCGCAGUUCCUGGCAUCCUCCUCUUCUCCAUUCUUACACCCCAGUCUCUCUCUCCCUAAUACCACAUUCUCCCAAAUCUCAAUCCUCCUCUUCCUAAUCAUUGUCUACUUUUCCUUCAUCCCCAAUCCACUGUCUCCUUCUCCCUCAUCCCUCAGGACCAAGUUUCUUCACCCCCAAACUAAUGCCCAGUUUCAGUCCAUGCUGGAGUGACCAUUCUGCAGCCAUCCCCUCCUCUCCCUACUAUCACCCCUACUACCAAUUUGAAAGACAGCACUCUGACAUCAGAAGUGAGAUCUGUUUCAAAGAACCCCUGUCUCUGAUUCCCUGACUACUCCAGAGGGCACUUCCUGGGGUGACUGUCCACUGUGAUGGUGCUCGUGAUGGGAGGAUUCAGGCAGGUGACGGGGAGUGAGGAAGGCCUGGAAAAUGGUGGCAGUGUAGGAUAAGCAGGUGAAGGGGUUGGGGCAGAGAGGAGUGGGGAAUGAGGGCCAGGCAGAUGAAGGAGUUGGACACACGUUGGGUUCAGGGAACUAUUUGGGGACCAAGAGAUGAUUCGGGUUGGCAGAUAUUUGUGCUGUGAGUGCUGAUGGUGGUGAUGGAUGGUGGUGGGGCAUAAGGUCACGCAGUGCAUCCUGUGGGUUGAGCAGAAGGUGGAAGGGGCAUUGCAAAGUUGUUGAAUGAUUGAGCCAGAUGGGAGAGGAAAAUGCGUUGUCUUUGAGAGGGAAGAGGAGAGAGAAAGAGGGAGCAAUGGAACAGAAGGAGGGAAUAGGGAAAUAGAGUGGGUGAGAGUGCUGUCUCAGGUCAGUAGCUUGGGUGCAAGCAGUGAUCCAGCUGAGCCCCAUCUUUUAAUCAAGGGAACUGGGACUAGAUUCCAUGCCUGAACUUUCACUCUCACUGCCCCAUUCCUCUUUCCCUCCUAGAGAUGUACAAAAUUAUAGGGGGCAUAGGUGGGGUAGGCAGUAGUAAACUUCUCCUCAUGACAGAGGUGUCUAUAACCAGAGGACAGGUUUAAGGUGAGGAGUAUGAGUUUUAGAGGAGAUAUAAUGAUGAAUUCUUUCACCCAGCGGGUGGUUAAAGUUUGGAUGGCUGCUCCACCUCCUCACCCUCAUCUACAUCCCUUCCGAAACUUCUACUGCAGCAUUAAGUUGCCAAUCCUGUUCCCUGUGUAGUUAUAAAACAUAGACACAUAGCACAGUACAGCACAAUACAGGCCCUUUGGCCUAUAAUGUUGUGCCGACCUUUAAACCUCACCUAAGACUAUCUAACCCCUUCCUCCCACUUAUCCCUCUAUUUUAAAUUGCUCUAUAUGCUUGUCUAGUAAUUUCUUGAAUUUGAUCAAUGUUCCUGCCUCCACCACAGCCCCAGGCAGCGCAUUCCAUGCCCCAACCACUCUCUGGGUGAAAAAACCUCCCUCUGAUAUCUCCCUUGAACUUCCCAGCCAUUACUUUAAAGCCAUGCCCUCUUGUAUUGAGCAUUGGUGCCCUGAGAAAGAGGCGCUGGCUGUCCACUCUAUCAGGGAGAUUAUAGACUUAACAGGGUGCACAGAUGAUGGGGAAAGGGCUGGGCUGUCCUAACUUUCAUACAUCCUGUCUCUAUCGUGGUAUUGGGUAGGCCAGUGUUCCCGUAUGGGGCAAGGGUUCCCUUGCUGGCAUGUGUGAUCCCCUCCUCUGUGUGUCUUAUUGUCAUUUGGGCUAUUGAUUAAAAACUAAUUGCAUUAAAUAUUAUGAGUGAACUACAGUUGUAAUUAUACUGUAAGCAAUUAUGGAUUACCACUAUUAAUGGAUUGUGAAUGGAAAAUUGUUUGUCUUUGAGAGGGAAGAGGAGAGUGAGAGAGUAAACAAUGGAACAGAGAGAGGGAAUAGGGAAAUAGAGUGGGUGAGAGCGCUGUCCCAGGUCAGUAGUUUGGGUGCUACAUUCCAAGGUCUCAGGACUACAUGCUACAUUGAAACCCGAUGCAGCCACUGCAAAAGCUCUGUGGGAAAGGACCACAGUCUAGGGUCCUCCUACCAUUAACCUCUCAAACGUAUGGUUUAUGAAAUGUUUAGGAAUGAAGAACAUAAUGUAACUAUUCUAAGUAAAUGUGACAUUUGGUCCAGUGAAUGGAGUCAACGCAAUGUCCCUUCUUGUAUAUUUUGUUAAUAAUGUAUGAUUUUGGAAA